AUGGAAGCCAAGCCGUCACAGAAGCGAGAAGGAAUGUCCUUUGCUCCGUUGGAUUUCACUGGUUCUUACAUUUCAUUUCCUGUUUUCAGACUGGGGGAGGGAUCCUUUGGUCUUGUAGUCGCAGCCAAGGAUGCCGUUGCGGGGAAGCGCGUUGCCAUCAAGAAGAUCAAGGAUGCUGUAGAGGAUGAGCAAGAUGGGAAGCGGUUGCUGAGGGAGCUGAAACUCCUUCGCUACUGUCGUGGGCACGAGAACUUCAUCAUCAUCAAGGACAUCAUCUUGUCCCCCCCGGGCAAAGACUUCAAAGACAUCUACAUUGUCACGGACUUGAUGGAUACGGAUUUGCAUCGAAUCGUUCGUUCACCGCAGCCGCUCUCUGAUGAUCAUGUCCGAUACUUCAUAUACCAAGUUCUGAGAGGCCUCAAAUAUAUCCACUCUGCGCAUGUCAUGCACAGGGACUUGAAGCCCAAUAAUCUUCUUGUCAAUGCAAACUGUGAUCUAAAAAUCUGUGAUCUGGGACUAGCGAGGCUCUCCGACGGUGAUGAAUCGUUGAUGACCUGCUAUGUUGUUACAAGAUGGUACCGAGCGCCGGAGCUCCUCCUGGGGAACAAGCAGUACACGGAUGCGAUCGACAUGUGGUCAGUUGGCUGCGUCCUGGCAGAAUUGCUGGGGAGAAAGCCGCUUUUUCAGGGAAAAGACUAUGUUGAGAUGUUGCAAUUAAUCAUCGGUCUCCAUGGAAAUCCCAAGAAAACAGAUUUGAAACAUAUCAGCGAGAAGGCUCAAAGGUUUCUCUCAGACAAAACUCUUUUCCCAGCUUCGAAAAGGUUUUUACCACGGAGCCCUUUCCGCAGAGUGCGCUGGGCUGACUUGUUCCCGAGGGCAAACACACAAGCGCUGGACCUGCUCGACAAUCUCCUUCAGUUCAACCCAGAGAAGCGUCUCACUGCGGAGCAGGCGCUCGCACAUCCUUACAUGCACGAGCUGCAUGAUGUUGAUGAUGAGCCUUCGGCCCCAGACAUUUUCGACUUCAGCUUUGAGCGUCAGAAGCUCUCUGUAGCUCAGAUCCGGGAGAUAGUCGUGCAAGAAAGCCUCCUCUUCUCUAACCUGGACAACAAGGACCUGGCAGUGCCGAUGCAGUCGGAUGUGACAGCGAGACGUUGA
Molecule: messenger RNA, 1158 nt
Organism: Guillardia theta CCMP2712
Lineage: Eukaryota; Cryptophyceae; Pyrenomonadales; Geminigeraceae
Exons: 16
Coding region: 1-1158 (385 amino acids)
Biological process (GO): intracellular signal transduction; protein phosphorylation
Cellular component (GO): nucleus; cytoplasm
Molecular function (GO): ATP binding; protein serine/threonine kinase activity
Source: RefSeq, a predicted model, not a curated record